This is a messenger RNA of Dentiscutata erythropus, 558 nucleotides long. NCBI's taxonomy places the organism in Eukaryota, Fungi, Glomeromycota, Glomeromycetes, Diversisporales, Gigasporaceae. The record is from the annotation of a GenBank genome assembly.
AUGUUGCAAACAAAAUCACAAAGCUUAAGAAAAUUAAUUUUACACGGAAUCAAGUUUGACAAAGUUAAUCUUACAAAUAUUGCACCAAACUUAGAGAUUUUAUCAAUAAAUAAUUCUUUUGGAAAUCCUUUUGGAGAAGGCAAAAAUAAUUUUCAUAAUCUUCAAAGCCUGGAAUUAGAAGAUAAUGAAAUAGAAUUAAACAGAUUUGUUCUAAAAACAAAGUGUGAAUCAUUAAAAUUUUUUAGAAUAAAAGAGAGGGAAUUAAAUAAUGAAGUAAAAGAGGAAUUUAUUUCAUUGCUUAGUCAAAAUUAUCCAAAUAUAACUACUUUAUGUUAUAUAACUGACAAUAUUAUAUUCUCUUCUACACUUAAAAUAUUUAAAAAACUUUGUCAACUACAAAUAGGAGAAUUUGCUUAUUAUGAUCUUCCUUACAAGUUCACCCAAACAAUAUGGAGUUACCAGGAAAAGCAACCCGGCGAACCAUCUCGACAACAUAGCUCAGUUCAUAUCCUCGAAACCUUGACCCAUAAUAUGAACUUCUUUACGACUAGUCAUUAA